Molecule: messenger RNA, 7447 nt
Organism: Drosophila ficusphila
Lineage: Eukaryota; Metazoa; Arthropoda; Insecta; Diptera; Drosophilidae
Product: HEAT repeat-containing protein 5B
Exons: 8
Coding region: 313-6837 (2174 amino acids)
Biological process (GO): retrograde transport, endosome to Golgi; intracellular protein localization; endocytosis
Cellular component (GO): membrane; Golgi apparatus; endocytic vesicle
Source: RefSeq, a predicted model, not a curated record
UACUCGGUGCGCGUAGCAAGUGUAAGCGGCUCUUGCUCUGUUUCUUCAUCAGAGUUCCGCCUUUAAUCUCCUCUAAUUCGGUUUUAUUUUUCCGCAAUUUGUGCUGCAUCAAAGUGACAAGCUAUUGAAAAACUAAUUGUCUAAUUAAAAUCGAAUGCAAAAAACACAGUUUGUGGCAGCGAAAAAUUUUGCUUGCGAGUGCUGUUGUAGAAAGGUUAUCGAUUUGCGUGAAAGUUGCAGGCUGCUGCAGAUUGGCGAAAGAAAAGGCAAAGAAAGUUUUCUGGAAAUGUGAAGACACAACAAAUAACAACAAUGGAAAACUUAAACUUUGCACGCACGCCGCAAUUUCUGCGCAAAGUUAUCUCCGAGGCGCGCAGAUCAUUUAUAAACAGCGACCCAUUUGCCGCCUCAUCCGCAAGGGGACGCUCGGAGACCGAAGAGGAGGCAUCAUCCGAAAUGGAGCUCGCCCACACUUUGACCCUCAACGAGGAGGCUCUCAAGCAGCUGCCCGAGCACAAGCGGCCGGUAUUUGAGCUGGAAUGGCUGCGCUACUUGGAGAAGGCGCUACCCCUGGUGUCCAAGCCGGAGAUCAAGGCCAGCCAGAAGAAGCUGGUCCAGCAGCUCUCGGAGCGAAUUCAGGGUGCCCCGGGGCCACCCAUUCGCAAACUCAUUGCCAGCGCACUGGCCACCCUCUUCUCCGUCGGCGACACCUUCAUGCUCUUCGACACCGUCAACGCCUGCAAUGACAUCCUGAAGAACAAGGACGACUCGCCCAGCUAUCUUCCUACCAAACUUGCCGCCAUCUGCGUGCUGGGCUCGAUGUACGAGAAGCUGGGUCGGAUGAUGGGGCGCACCUACGAGGACACGGUGCAGAUCCUAAUUCGCACCCUUCGAAACGCGGAGUCGCAGACGCGAAUUGAAAUCAUGCACACGUUAGAGAAGGUGAGUGCCGGCAUGGGCACCGCGAUCGCCAACGUGCACAAGGACAUCUACAAAGCGGCCAAGCACUGCCUGCUGGAUCGAGUGAUGGCCGUCCGAGUGGCCGCCGCCCGGUGCAUCCUCAAGAUGAUCUACAGUGCUCCAUUCCUGUACCAAACGGAGCUGGAGAGCCUGGGAACCCUGUGCUUCCGUGCCUUCGACGGGAGCAACUACGAAGUGCGGUGUGCGGUGGCUCAGCUGUUGGGCACUCUGCUGGCCUACACCCAACAACUCGCCGAGGCAGCGACUGGCAAGAAGAAGCAGGGCCAGGCGGUGGCCAUACAGGCGGCCAAGGGAGCUACUCAACGCUUGGUUUCCCUGGACGAGGCCCUGGGCAUCCUGAUGUCGGGCUUCCUGCGAGGAGGAGCCUCCUUCCUGAAGGGCACCGGAGAGAUAAUCAAGGGCAGCUCGGGAGUCAACAGAGAAGUUCGAGUGGGUGUCACCCAUGCCUAUGUGGUAUUUGUGCAAUUCAUGGGCAGCGUUUGGCUCGAGCGACAGCUGAGCACCUUCCUGGCACAUGUUCUGGAUCUGGUGGCCAAUCCCAAGGCAGCCUGCUCCCACGUGGACGCGGUGUACUCUCGCAAGUGCAUCAACUUUAUUCUCCGUUCGACGAUUGGCAAGAUGCUGGGCGAGAAGGCGCAGAGCGCCGCCUGCAAGGAGCUCAUCCACCUGGUGGCCAAACAGAUGAACUCCAUUGACUUCAAUCCCGAGAACGCCAAGGAUUCCAAUCAGGAGACGCUGUUCAGUCAGCACCUGCUGGUCUGCGCCCUGCAGGAACUAAGUUCCCUGCUCAUUGGAUUGGGAACCACGGCCCAGAACCUUUUGGGAGAUCAGUCGCUGCAAGCAAUUGAUGCCACCUGCGCCGUUUUGGUUCAUCCCUGUGCUGCUGCGCGCUUGGCUGCCGCCUGGUGUUUGCGUUGCGCUUGUGUGGCGGUUCCCGGUCAGAUCACGCCGCUGAUUGAUCGCUUCGUGGAGGCAAUCGAACAGAUGCGAUCCUCGCCGGAAGCAAUCGCCGGAUACAGCUGCGCUUUGGCGGCCAUUUUGGGAAGCGUUCGGUACUCACCGUUGGGCAUCCCCCACACCAAGGGCAAGGUCGUGUUCAACUGUGCGGAGGAGCUGCUGCGAUCUGCUUCCCAGAAUAGCCGCAUGUCGCUGCAUCGAACCCAGGCCGGCUGGCUGCUGAUCGGAGCCAUCAUGACUCUGGGAUCGCCGGUGGUCAAGGGCCUACUGCCGCGGAUGCUGCUGCUGUGGCGGAACUCGUUCCCCCGAUCCAACAAGGAGCUGGAGUCGGAGAAGGCACGUGGCGAUGCCUUCACCUGGCAGGUCACGCUGGAGGGCAGGGCUGGAGCGUUGUCCGUGAUGCACAGUUUCCUGCUCAAUUGUCCGGACCUGCUUAACGAGGACAUAACAAGACGGCUGCUCACGCCCAUCGAGAGCGCCCUGGCAAUGCUAGUCAAUUUGGCGUCGGUUCUGAAGAGCUAUGGCACACAGCUGAAGGCUCCGGCUGCCAUGGUGCGGUUGCGUCUGUUUGAAACACUUACGCUCCUGCCGGCGAAUGCAUUGGAGGCUUCCUAUACCCAUCUCCUUCGCAUGCUCGUCUCAGAGUUCACACUAUCGGACAACGCGGCAAACACCACAAACUCGCUGCUUCGGACGCUCUGUCAUGGAGACGAUUCCAUCAUUCUAGGCACCUGGCUGCAGGAAACUAACCAUCGCACCAUCGAGGAUCAGAUGGAGCCCAAUCGCAAAGUCGAUGGCGAGCAUUUGCAACCGAACAGCGCCGCAGGAUCUGGUGCUUUAGAGCAUGAUCCAUGCUGCCUGUACCGUCCCAGUUGGUCCGCCCAGGGGAGCGGCCCCAGCACCGGAGGUCCUACUUUGGCAACAUCCUCCGGCGAAAGCAGCCUCGGUGGAAGUAACAACAUCCAGCUAAUCAGCAAAGCGCAGCAGUGUCCAGGACCCUUGCCGCUCGGAGUGGCAGUGAUCGAUAUGGCAGUGACACUUUACGGUACGAUCUUCCCCAAGGUGGCCAACAAACAUAGGCUGCAGAUGCUGGAGCACUUUGCCGAGUGCAUUCGCCAGGCGAAGAGCAGUCGCCAGGAGGCCGUCCAAAUGAACAUCUUUACGGCUCUGCUUUGCGCUCUGAAGAACCUGACGGACAGCAAGACGAGUCUCGGCCAGGAGGAUGUCAGGAAGAGUGCGACGGCAUUAGUGGUUGCUUCGCUGACAAGUGCCAAUUCCACCAUUCGAUGUGCGGCUGGAGAGGCUUUGGGUAGAUUGGCCCAAGUGGUGGGCGACUCCCAUUUCACCGCGGAGUUGGCCCAGAAUAGCUUCGAUAAAUUAAAGUCUGCCAGAGAUGUGGUAACGAGAACGGGACAUUCGCACGCCCUGGGCUGCCUGCAUCGCUAUGUGGGUGGCAUGGGCUCAUCGCAGCAUCUGAGCACCAGUGUGUCCAUUCUGCUGGCCUUGGGUCAGGAUAGUGCAUCGCCUGUGGUGCAGGCAUGGUCUCUUUAUGCAUUGGCACAGAUUGCCGACUCUGGCGGACCCAUGUUCCGUGGCUACGUGGAGGCCACCUUGACGCUGUGCCUGAAACUCCUCCUCACCGUUCCCCAUGCGCACGUGGAUGUGCACCAGUGUGUGGGACGGGUAGUGAAUGCUUUGAUUACCACCGUGGGACCGGAACUUCAAGGAGGAGGUGGAGCGGUGGCCAGCAUGCGAGGAUCCUUCCUCUGCUCAGCAGCUCUCCUCCAAGCACAUGCGGAUCCCCUUGUGCAAGCAGAGGCCAUUGGUUGCCUGCAGCAGCUGCAUCUGUUCGCCAGCAAGUCCCUCCAAUUGGAGGAGCUGGUUCCGACGCUGGUCGGGAUGCUGGCCUGCAACUAUUUUAUACUGCGCAAGGCCUCCGUGUCCUGCCUUCGCCAGUUGGCCCAUCGGGAAGCUAAGGAAGUGUGCGACUUAGCGCUAACGAUUAAUGCCGAACAGCUUCCAGACUUGGUGAUCACGGAGUACGGACUGCCAGGACUGCUUUUCUCACUGCUGGACACCGAAACGGAUGCUGAGAUGCUGAGGAACAUACACGACACUCUCACUUCGAUGCUGCAAAUGCUGGCCGCUGAUAAUCUCAGCUCCUGGUUGAGUCUCUGCAAGAAUGUCCUAACCGUAGCUGUGGAAGGGGGACUCAAUGAUGACACCGCUGGCGGGGAGCAAGGCAAGGGCAAGGAGGCCGGAGGAGAAGAUGAGGAAGAGGACGAGGAGGAGGAGUACGCUGAUGAUGUAACAGAAUACCGAGCAGAGGAGAACACUUCCACGCAUCCGGCAGUGCAACCUAGGUGGCCCACUCGUGUUUUUGCCGCCCAGUGCGUCCGGCGGAUCAUUGCCAGCUGCGAAGCCGCAAGUUCAGUUCACUUUGAUCUCCUGCAGGCCAAGGAACAGCAACUCAUUCGCUCGCGCGGAGACUAUCUCAUCUUACACUUGGCGGAACUUAUUCGAAUGUCCUUCAUGGCCGCCACCUCCGAUUCGGAUCAGCUGAGACUAGAAGGCUUGCGCACCCUGCAGGAGAUCAUCGAUCGAUUUGCUAACGUUCCAGAGCCAGAAUUCCCUGGUCAUCUGCUGUUGGAGCAGUUCCAGGCCCAAGUCGGGGCCGCAUUGCGCCCAGCUUUUGCCCCGGACACGCCCUCCCAUGUCACGGCCGCCGCUUGUGAAGUUUGCUCAGCUUGGAUUGGAUCUGGAGUAGCCCGCGAUAUUGGAGAUCUAAGAAGAGUUCACCAGCUGCUUGUGAGCUCCCUUAGCAAACUGUCCUCGAAAACCAAUAGCACGCAGUUGUACAACGAAUCCAUGGCCACCCUGGAGAAGUUAAGCAUCUUGAAGGCCUGGGCGGAGGUCUACAUCGUAGCCAUGUUGGGAAAUGGAAAGGCUCCCGCUUCUCUCCUCAAUCUUCAAUCUCAACAGUCCGGCUUGCAAGCCCUAACCAACGUGGAAACGGAUCAGGAUCUCCCUGACAGUCGAGGGGAGAGCCUUUUAGGCUUAGUGCAACCAGAGCUCCACAAUCUGUCCACACACUGGCUUAGUGCCAUGAAGGACCACGCGUUGCUGCUUCUCCCGGCGGAAUUCCAAUCCCAACUUCCACACGACGGAGGCGCGUUCUAUACUACGGAUACAAUUAACUCCUCAAAGCCACAUUACAUGACCAGUUGGCCUCCAAUUCUCUACGCCUCCGCAUUGUGGUUGAGGGAUGAGGGAUUCGCCCGCCAUCAAGAUACAAGUGAAACCACAGCAGAGUCGAACAAUAACCAGAUAACCCAUGGCUCCCUAUCUGCGGAUCGCUUUCACAUGAUUUUCGGCAUUUGCAUGGAGGCUCUCUGCAGCAUGCGAAGUUCUGAGAGACCCAAGAAUAUCGUCAGUUGCCUACGAUCGCUGCACAGCAUCUUUGAUUCGGAUUGGGCAAGGAGGCAGUUGGUCAGGGACCGCGCCCUUACCAUUGAACUCUGUCACGUUCUACAUCGUCAGAUAUUGACGAGGGAUGAAUUGCUGGUGCAACUACUGUGUGUGGAGAUUCUGAAGCAAACGAUUCGCGCAGCGAGGGAAGAUCUGGAGAGGAAACGGGACGAUAACGCGAAUUCCGAAGACGGAAAGGGUGGAGAGCGACUGGGUGAAGAUGACUCAAUGCAACCAGGAAGUUCCCAUGUCUACGCCGUUCUGGAAGUUUGUCUUUGCCUGUUCGUCCGCCAAAUUCCUACCAUGAACCCCACAAGGCAAGGAACUGGUGGCUCCGGACUGCAGCUGGACUUUGCCUAUGCUAAAAUGGCCACUGGCUCCUCCUUCUUCUCCGUUCUGGGCGAUGACAACGGCUUGCUGGUGGCCAGCGGUCUGCAGUGCGUCGAACAGUUGUUAGAUCUGUGCACUCCCAAAGGUGCCCUGGCAAUCCUGCCCACCGUCCUGUAUAUGACUACCACUAUCGUUAAGGAAAUCGCCAACAAGUCAGCUAUAGAUAGUACCAUACUGGCAAACACUAGUGCCGUGAAGGCUGCCCUGCAGUGCUUGCAGUCCGUUUGCGUCCACAAGUGGGCCAAGGUGGACGAGACAACCGAGGAAUGGCAGCAGUUGCUUCAGAGUGCCCUGGCAACUAUCGUGGAUCUUACUAAAACUGCUGGAGAUAACGAUGAGAGGAAAGUCGAUGAGGUCACCAUGCUGCUUGCAAUCACUGUAUUCAUCCUGCAUACGCCCGCCUCCGUUGUGGCCACCCCCUCCCUGCAAUAUCCGUGCAUCAAUCACUUUCGGCAGUGUCUGCAGUCGGAACACCUUUCUGUAAAGCUGCGCUGCAUUGAGACCACGCGAUCGAUCUUUGCUCGGGCUGAACUAAAGACCGCAACUCCCUACAUCCAUGCUCUGGCGCCCAGGAUAAUCGAGUCUCUGUAUGCGGAGUCCAGCAAGAUGCCUACAAGCGAACUAGAGCUGCAGGUAACCGUUGAGAGCAUCGUUACCGUGGAGCAGCUGAUCGAUCUAUCGGAGCCACAGCAUCGAAACAUGAACUUGCUACAAGACAUUCAAAUGCUGACUCUGUUGGUGCCGGUGCUCAUUGGAUUCCUAGCUGAACCCAGUCGUUUUAGGACGCUGCCCAAGUACCAGAGGCAGUUGCACGACCAGGCUCUGCAGUGGCUGCUCAAGAUCGGACCCAAGUACCCGCAGGAGUUCAAGGCUUUAAUGGGCCAAACACCGGAGCUGAGACAGAAACUAGAAGCGGCCAUACGCAGCCAACAGCAGUCGAUAAACAUUGCAGCAAAAGCAACGGAGGCACAGAGGAACCUGUUGGCCAAGCCACAGAAGCCCACGAUCAAGCUAAAGACGGAUUUCAGCAAUUUUCAGUGAGAAAAGCCACUAGGAAACAGAACAAAAGUCCACAACCAGCUAGUGCUAUCGUGAAAAUGCUUUGCAAAAAAUUGAUACCCCAUGUAAAUUAUUAGGAAUUGGUUCUUUUGAUUUUGAAUUUGAGGAAUUAAUAUUUAUUCAAAUCCGGGCCAUUUCGCUUUUGGGCAUAAAGGUUUGACUCUACAAUUGUUCUCAAUGGCAACAAAUUAUGAAUUUGUUGAGCAGCGUUACGAGCGAUCAGCCUUAAAAGUGAUUGUGCGAUUGAUAACAUAACAUAAACAUAAAAUUGUUCGUACAGCUUGUGUUUUAAACAAUAUAAUCUUAUUUGCUCAUUAAGACAAUUUGGUUAAAAAAAUAAUUUAUUUCAUAGGAAGAUUAAACGUAAUAUAUGACCUUUACUAAGCGAAGCAACAAUUGUUUAUUUCACUCAGAAACUCGAGCCACCCUAAUGCACAUCGCUGAGGUAAUCCUGCGGUCCGGCAUUUGUUUUUGCUAAAUGUGAAACACAAUGAAUGUACCUACAAGUUUAUACAUUAUUUGUUAGCUAUUGUAAUGAAUUAUUAUACAACGCGAUAUAAAGUAAAAAUAAAACUUAUAAAGCUUAACUUUA